GCUUACCCGAGGGGCGAGGAGGCCGGCGAGCUCCAGCAGAGCCCAUGCACUGCAGCAGCCGCGAGGCCAGCAGCCUGGCUCUGGCCAUGAGCCGCACACUGCUCCUGCUCCUGCUCCUGCUGCGUGGCCCCACUGCUACCACCGGCCGCCCCCCACCUGCUGCCACCCCCCGCCUCAAGCUGCCUUUCCCCGAGCUGCGGGCUCGGUACGGACUGCGCCUCUUCGCGCUGGAGCGCUCCUGCUGCUACGAGGCCCUGCUGCUGGACGAGGAGCGCGGCCGUCUCUUCGCUGGUGCCCAGAACCACCUCCUCUCCCUGGCGUUGGAUGACAUCAGCCAGCGGGACAGGAAGAUCUAUUGGCCGGCGCCAGUGGAGUGGAGGGAGGAGUGCAACUGGGCUGGCAAGGACAUCACCGCCGAGUGCAUGAACUUCGUGAAGAUCCUGCACCCCUACAACCGGACCCACCUGUACACCUGUGGCACGGGCGCCUUCCACCCCGUCUGUGCCUUCGUGGAGGCUGGACAGCACCCAGAGGAGCCCAUCUUCAAGCUGAACCCCCGGCACACUGAGGAUGGCAAAGGGAAGAGCCCAUAUGACCCACGGCACGCUGCCGCCUCCGUCCUCGUGGGUGAGGAGCUCUACUCCGGGGUGGCCACCGAUCUGAUGGGCCGUGACUUUACCAUCUUCCGCAGCCUGGGCCGGCGUCCCUCCAUCCGCACCGAGCAGCAUGACUCCCGCUGGCUCAACGAGCCCAAGUUCGUGGCUGUUUUUUGGGUGCCAGAGAGCGAGGACCCCGAUGAUGACAAGAUCUACUUCUUCUUCCGUGAGACGGCGGUGGAGCGGCAGCAGGGGCUGGGCAAGGCCAGCUUCGCCCGCAUCGGCCAGAUCUGCCGGAACGACGUGGGUGGGCAGCGUAGCCUGGUGAACAAGUGGACGACUUUCCUGAAGGCUCGACUCGUCUGUGCCGUGCCAGGACCCGACGGGGCAGACACCCACUUUGAUGAGCUCCGAGAUGUUUUCUUGCUGCAGACAAGGGACAAGCGCAACCCGCUGAUCUACGCCAUCUUUUCCACCUCCAGCUCUGUUUUCCAGGGCUCUGCUGUCUGCGUUUACACCAUGGCUGACAUCCGCCGGGCGUUCCUGGGCCCCUUUGCACACAAGGAGGGUCCCAACUACCAGUGGGUGUCGUACCAGGGCCGCAUGCCAUACCCCCGCCCGGGCAUGUGCCCCAGCAAAACCUUCGGCACCUUCAGCUCCACCAAGGACUUUCCAGACGAGGUGAUCCAGUUUGCCCGGCAUCACCCACUGAUGUACAACCCGGUGCUACCCCACGGCCAGCGCCCUCUCUUCCUGCAAGCCUCUGUGCCCUACACCUUCACCCGCAUCGCUGUGGACCGUGUCACUGCUGCUGAUGGUCACUACGACGUCCUCUUCAUCGGCACAGACGUGGGCACGGUGCUGAAGGUGGUCUCAGUGCCCAAGGAGAGCUGGCACCGCAUGGAGCCGUUGCUGCUGGAAGAGCUGCAGGUCUUCGAGGACGCCUCCCCCAUCACCAGCCUGCAGCUGUCCUCCAAGCGGCAACAGCUCUACGCCGGCUCAGCCACAGCUCUGGCCCAGCUGCCCCUGCACCGCUGCAGCGCCUAUGGCAAAGCGUGCGCCGAGUGCUGCCUGGCCCGGGACCCGUACUGUGCCUGGGAUGGCACCUCCUGCACCCGUUACGUGCCCAACACCAAGAGGCGUUUCCGCCGGCAAGAUGUCCGCAACGGCGACCCCAACGUGCUUUGCUCCGAAGACCCCCGGCAGGGCAGCAUGCCCCAGAAGCAGCUCUACGGGGUGGAGGGCAGCACCGUCUUCCUAGAGUGCAUCCCCAAAUCCCUGCAAGCCCGUGUCCUCUGGACGUACCAGCGCACCCUGGAUGAACCCCAGCGAGAGGUGCAGCUGGACGCGCGGGUGGUGCGGACGGAGCGGGGCAUCCUGCUGCGCAGCGUGCAGCGCGCCGACGCCGGCCUCUACCUCUGCCACGCCAGCGAGCACGGCUUCACCCAGCCCCUGCUGCGGCUCUCCCUGGAGGUGAUCGGCGCCCGACAAGCGGCGGGCACGGCACCCGCCGGAGACCGCCAGCUCGCCGCCGGGCCCCCCGGCCACAAGGUCUGGUACCGGGACUUCCUGCAGCUGGUGGAGCGGCCGCCGCUCGGGGCUGCGGACCGGGCGUGCCAGCGGCUCUGGAGCCGCGGAAGGGCGCUGCCGCCUCCCCGCACCCACAGCGGGCGCCCCGGCCCCGGCCGCGGGCAGGGCGAGCAGCCGCGCGGGGCCCGGCGCCGCCGCACGCACGAGGGGCCGCGGGCCGAGCGCGGGCCCCGCAGCGCGGCCGCCUGGUGA
This is a messenger RNA of Colius striatus (speckled mousebird), 2378 nucleotides long. RefSeq names its product semaphorin 3B (gene SEMA3B). Bases 45 to 2378 code for a protein of 777 amino acids. Lineage: Eukaryota; Metazoa; Chordata; Aves; Coliiformes; Coliidae. The transcript is spliced from 18 exons. Gene Ontology annotation, molecular function: semaphorin receptor binding; chemorepellent activity. The record is from RefSeq and is a predicted model, not a curated record. Gene Ontology annotation, biological process: neural crest cell migration; negative chemotaxis; semaphorin-plexin signaling pathway.